CCUGGCAAAUCAGAUUCAAAAUUUUGAAAACGCAUUGAACGGUUGUUUCUAGCGGGCCUGUGGCUAUAUAGAGGGGGGCGAGAAGAGAGCGAGAGCCGUGCUGUUCAUUUGCUUUCUCGCUGCGAAGUUGAUGAGAUCUGAGGUGAGGAAAGAGUCGAUGGGAGGACAACAGAGUAGAGGAGCGCAGACGACGGAGCUAAAAGAGACGAGAGGAGGCGGAGAGAUCCAGCCAUCGAGUAAGCGCCAUCGAAUCUGCAGGUGCUCGCCUCGCUCAGCGUUCCUCGCUCGCCAUUCUUGCUUCAACUGGUACGAGGAGGACGUCUGGACGGAGGUGGCCAAGUAUCUGGAUGGUAGUGAUUUGGUCAGGCUAGGUCUGACCAACCGCUGGUUCCACCGUCUGAUCAACGAGGAGAGCGUCUGGAAGUAUGCCUGCCUAAGGGACCUCCACGUCCCUCCGCCUCUCCGUGUGUCUUUCCCGUGGAAGCAGCUCUACGCCUCUGCCUUCGAUGGCAGCCACUCUUAUUCCUUCCGUCACAAGGAGAAGCACAUCGAUCGGAUGAGAAUAGGGGCUUUCUUCUUAGAAUCGCCCGUUGUUCUGCUAUCGGAGACUCUGACUCUGCCUAAGAGGCUCCCGCGGCCCCAUGACGACCGUGCGAAGACGAUUCAGUGCACGGGCACGUGUCUGUUGACCGACGCCCGGACCGGAAUCUGGAUCGCCGAUCUGCAACUGGUUCGGUGCCCUGUGUGCAACCUGAACACGUGCGAAGGGACGAUGCAGGUACUAGACGCGAGACACGCGGAGCUGUUCCUAGAGCAGGGGUACAAGGACGGCAGCUGGGACUACGAGGACAUUGGUUCCAGCCGGAUCGAGAAGUCUGCCGGCGCUGCCACUGGGGCAAUCUUCGACGUGAAGCACCUCCUUGAACCUUCUACCGUUGGGGUGAUGGAUGCGAAGGCGUGGGUGGGGCAGCAGGACGACUGGCAGCCGAAGGCGAGGCUGUCGAUCCAUGCCGUGGCCGUCAACACCAACCUGCAGGCAAACGAGGGUCUUCAAGUGAGAUUCCAGACGAUGACAAGCUCGGGAACGGACCAAAAGGUGGUUUCAAUUAGAAUCUCGCAACAACUCAUUUAAUUACUUGAUAUUCUAGAUAUCACACCACACAAAUGCACAAGUACAUCGUAUAGCACUUUUUUUAAAAAAACAGAGGGAAAAAAAAAAAGAAAAUUGGUUAACCUUCAAUCUGGUAGCUAUAAGCGAGGCAGCCAAGAAACUGUAUGGUUUGGAAUAGAAUAAAUUCCUCUUUUGUUAUCCAAAUAGAAUAAAUUCUUGUGACAUUAUAUGUGACUCAUGAACUUGAAUAUAAAGAUGAUAUAGUGACAAGAUAGCUAAAAGAGGUCUAAACGCCACGGGAUUAACUUUCUCAGUUUUAAUUACUUAAUUUAGGAGUAUAAUUAACCAUAAUU
Zingiber officinale is the source of this 1464-nucleotide messenger RNA. RefSeq names its product probable F-box protein At3g61730. NCBI's taxonomy places the organism in Eukaryota, Viridiplantae, Streptophyta, Magnoliopsida, Zingiberales, Zingiberaceae. The coding region runs from base 131 to 1132 and encodes 333 amino acids. Gene Ontology annotation, molecular function: protein binding. Gene Ontology annotation, cellular component: nucleus. The transcript is spliced from 8 exons. The record is from RefSeq and is a predicted model, not a curated record. Gene Ontology annotation, biological process: reproductive system development.